Molecule: messenger RNA, 5598 nt
Organism: Styela clava
Lineage: Eukaryota; Metazoa; Chordata; Ascidiacea; Stolidobranchia; Styelidae
Product: transcription elongation factor SPT6-like
Biological process (GO): transcription elongation by RNA polymerase II; transcription elongation-coupled chromatin remodeling; nucleosome organization
Cellular component (GO): transcription elongation factor complex
Molecular function (GO): histone binding; DNA binding; nucleosome binding
Source: RefSeq, a predicted model, not a curated record
AUGUUUCUACAGACCAAAUACUUAUUUUUGUGUUAUAACACCUGGAAUACAAAAACGAGCAUUAUAGCGGCAAACUGGGGGAAUAACAAUAUUUGAACAUGUCAGAUUUCUUCGAUGACGAAGCAGAAGAAUCAUCUGAUGAGGAGUUUGUUGUUACGAAAAAGAAGAAACCAGUUCUGAGUGACGACGAUGCUCCUUCUGAAGAUGAUGCCGAAGAUGAAGAAGAAGUGGAUAAAAAAUUAGCUGCAGAAGCUGAUGAUCAAGGAAAUAUUCGUGACCUGAUCGAUGACGAUAUAGAUGAUGAUGAAGAUGAAAGUGAUGCCAGUGAUUCAGAUGUAUCGAGUGAAGAUGAAGAACCAGGAGGAAAACACAGAGAUGUUACUGAUGAAGAGGAAAAAGAGGAAGAGAUCAGAACAAAACGUUCAAAGCGAAAACACGACCAUCGGCUUGAAGACGAUGAUCUUGAUCUAAUUGAAGAAAAUUUGGGAGUAAAAAUAAAAAGAAAAAAAUUCAGCAGAUUGAAAACUGUUUCAUCGGAUGAAGAUGACAGUGACAAAGAAGAAGAUACCGGAGCAGGAGGACAUCGACAAAACGUCGCUAAUGAAAUCUUCCAAGGAGAGGAAUAUGAUUAUGAACCUGGGCAGGAUCAUCGUCAAGAACCUGUUAUUGCUCCAGUUGAUGAAGAAGGUGAAGAAUCAGACGAAAGUGAUGUUGAUGAUUUUAUUGUUGAUGAUAACGGAGAACCUAUUAGUAAACCUCAUCAACCAGGACAAAAAAGAAAAAAGAAAGGAGAUGCAGCUCUUCAAAAUUUACACGACAUAUUCGGUGUAGAUUUUGACUUCAGCGAAUUUGAGAAAUAUGGUGACGAAUACGAGGAUGAAGAAAUGGAAAUGGAAGAAGAUUAUAUCGAUGAAAUGGAUGAAGAAGGAGUAAUAGUUGACAGUGAGAUGCGUCCAAAGAAGAAAAGCAGAAAGGCAAAGAAAAAGAAAUCAAUUUUUGACGUAUAUGAGCCUGACACUUUAGAAAGAGGGUAUUUCACCGACUUUGAUGCUGAAAUUAGGAAUGCUGAUGUCCCAGAAAGAUUUCAACUUCGUACAAUACCAGUCAGACCGGCUGAUAAUGCAGAACUGGAAUUAGAGGCUGAUUGGAUUUACAAGCAUUGUUUUGUUGAAACGACUAUUUCAAAGCAGGAAAACUACGAUGACAUAGGCGCUUCAUCAUCACUAAAUCGAAAACCACAAUCUUCUGUUGCUAAGAUUCAGGAUUCUCUUAACUUCAUGAGAAAUCAACAAUUUGAGAUGCCGUUUAUUGCAUUCUACAGAAAAGAAUAUGUUGAACCUGAAUUGAAUAUAUAUGAUUUGAAUAAGAUAUAUCACUGGGAUGAGAAGUGGACUCAACUUCUCAACAGGAAAGCAAACUUGACAAGACUUUUACAGAAAAUGCAAACAUAUCAAUAUGAACAGAUAUCAAGAGAUCCUGAUAAACCUUUAGGAGAUAAUAUACGUGCUCUCACUGAUGCCGAUAUUGAGAGAAUACAAAAUGUUCAAACCAUGGAUGAAUUGAAAGAUGUUUAUGCUCAUUUUCUACUUCAUUAUGGUAGAGAUAUUCCAAAGAUGCAGAAUGCACUCAGAACACAAAGGCAAAGGGAAAGAAAUGAAGAUGGCACGUCUGCUGAAACUGAUGAAGCUCAAGCAAGUGACCUAAAGCAAGCUUCAAGACGUGAUAUGUACACUGUUUGUUUAAAUGCAGGACUAGGUGGUGUUGCAAAUAAAUUUGGCUUGACACCAGAGCAGUUCGGAGAGAACUUGCGAGAUAAUUAUCAACGACAUGAAACUGAACAAUAUCCUGCUGAACCAAAGGAUCUUGCUCAAGACUUUAUUACACCACAGUUCGAUUCAAUUGAAAAGGUAUUGGAAGGUGCCAGAUAUAUGAUGGCAAUGCAGCUUGCUAGAGAACCACUUGUUCGACAAUGUGUUCGUCAAACUUUCCAAGAGCGUGCAAAAAUUAAUGUAAAUCCAACAAAGAAAGGAAAGAAAGAAAUUGACGAAGCUCAUCCUUUGUUCGGCGUUAGAUGGUUGAGAAAUAAACCAGUUAGGGAUUUGAAUGGACCAUGCUUCUUGCAUCUCGCUAAUGGUGAACUUGAACGUUUGGUUGAGAUUGAUAUUCGGAUCGACAUGAAAGAUUCUGAUAUAUCAGGAACACAUACUUAUUUUGAAGAAAUUAAACAGUUGUAUUACAGAGAUGAAUUCAGUCAUCUGGUUCAAGAAUGGAAUUCACAGAGAAGUCAGGUCAUUGAUUCAAUGCUGAAUAAAAUAUUAUAUCCUGAAUUAGUGAAAGAAACAAGAGCAACUUUGUUACGGGAAGCCAGGGAAGGGAUAAUAAAUCAUUGUGCUCUAGCUCUGAGAAAAUGGUUGUCUGUUGCUCCAUAUCAACCUGAAGAACGUGAAGAUGAGGAAGAAGACGAAGGAAGACAAGGCUGUGUUGUUAUGGCUGUCAGUUAUAGUGAUAACAGAGAUUCAGCAACAUUUGCCACUGUAAUAUCUGGUGAUGGAGAGGUUACAGAUUUCCUUAGACUUCCGUUCAUGAGAAUGAGACGUAACGCACCUAUAGAAGAUGAUAGAAAGAGGAAAGAAAAAGAUUUGGACAAUAUCAAAAAUUUCAUCACUAAGAGGAAACCCCAUGUAAUUGUGAUCGGAGCUGAAGACAGGUAUGCACUCAUGUUGCAAGAAGAUAUUAAAGAAUGUGUUACAGAACUUGAACAAGAAGGAAGCAUUCCUGCUAUCAGUGUUGAACUGAUGGACAAUGAACUAGCUGCUGUCUAUGCAGCUACAAAAAGAUCUGAAACUGACUUCCGAGAUUAUCCUGUUGAAUUGCGACAAGCUGUAUCAUUAGCAAGAAGAAUGCAAGAUCCUAUGCUAGAAUUUUCACAACUAUGCUCUCAAGAUGAUGAUUUGAUGUGUUUGAAAUUUCACCCUUUACAGGACCAAGUUGAAAAGGACCAACUUCUUACAAGUCUUGUAGAAGAAUUUGUAUUUCGUGCCUGUGAAGUUGGUGUUGAUGUAAACCGAGCCAUAUCUCAUCCACAUACUGCCAAUAUUGUACAAUUUGUUUGUGGCCUUGGUCCAAGGAAAGCUGCUCACUUAGUCAAGGUCUUGAAACAAAAGAAUGGUAGACUGGAGAAUCGAUCUAAUCUUGUAACAGUUUGUCGAAUGGGUCCAAAAAUAUUCAUCAAUUGUGCUGGAUUUAUAAAGAUCGAUACAAGUUCAUUAGGAGACAGCACUGAUGUAUAUAUUGAAGUUCUCGAUGGUUUACGUGUUCAUCCUGAGACAUAUGAAUGGGCCAGGAAGAUGGCAGUCGAUGCUUUGGAAUACGAUGAAUCAGCGGAAGAUGCAAAUCCUUCAUCUGCUCUCGAGGAAAUUCUGGAAUCUCCAGAAAGAUUAAAAGAUCUUGAUUUGGAUGCUUUCGCUGAUGAACUCGAGAGACAGGGAUAUGGCAACAAAGGCAUCACGUUGUAUGAUAUCAGAAAUGAAUUAGAUUGCAGAUAUAAAGAUUUGAGAACUUCGUAUCGAGCUCCGACUGCCGAGGAAAGAUUUUCUCUUAUCACAAAAGAAACACUGAGUUCAUUCCAGGAAGGGAAACUAGUGACAUGCCGCGUGGUAGGAAUUGCGUACAGGCGACCAAAAGCAGAGCAACUUGACCAAGCAGAACCACACAAAGAUGAAAAUACAGGAACAUGGAGUUGUUCAUUCUGUGGUACUGGUGGUUUUGGAGAACUCAGUGAGGUUUGGUCUCACUUGGACAGUGGAGAUUGUCUUGGCAAAGCUGUUGGUGUUAGAACUAGACUUGAUAAUGGUUUAAGUGGAUUCAUUUCUACAGAUCGUCUGAGUGAUUCCAAAGUUACUAACCCAGAAGAAAGAGUAAAGGUUGGGAUGACGGUACAUUGCAGAAUUACAAAGAUAGAUAUUGAUAAAUUUCAAGUUGAUUUGUCAUCAAAAAGUUCGGACUUGAGAAAUGAGAGCGAACAGUGGGGAUCCGUGUUUGAUACUUAUUAUGAUCACGAAGCAGAAGAAAAAGACAAACAGAGUUCACAGAAUAAUGAUAAAAACAAGAACAGAACAACCUACAUCAAGCGUGUAAUUGCUCAUCCAUCAUUUCAAAACAUUGGUUUCAAAGAAGCUGAAAAAGUUUUGGAAUCUAUGGAUCAAGGGGAUGUUAUUAUAAGGCCAAGUAGCAAAGGUGCUGAUCAUUUGACAGCAACUUGGAAAGUUGGUGAUCAUGUCUGUGCUCAUAUUGAUAUUAGAGAAGAAGGAAAAGAAAAUUCGUUCAGUCUUGGUAAAACUCUCCUUAUUGGAAAUGAUGAAUUUGAAGAUCUGGAUGAAAUUAUUGCUCGUUUUAUUCAACCAAUGGCAGCAAACGCUCGUGAUAUUCUCAAUCAUAAGUAUUACAGAGAAUCAAAUGGUGGAAAGAAAGAUGUUUUGGAAGAAUUAUUAAAACAAGCUAAGAAAAAUGCUCCGUCCAGAAUUCCAUAUUUUAUGAGCGAAUGCAAGGAAUUACCAGGAAAAUUUCUCUUAUCGUAUAUGCCAAGGACGAAGCCAAAACACGAGUAUGUUACCGUGUUGUCUGAUGGAUUUCGAUAUCGUGGUCAAGUGUUCACAACAAUAAAUCAGUUAUUUAAAUGGUUCAAAGAACAUUUCAGGGACCCAAUUCCUCACCAUCUCAUGCCAUCAAGAACUCCAGCAGGUGCCUCGUCUAAUUCUGAUUCCUUCAACGUUGCUGCAAUACAGAAUGCAUUGCAGAAAAUGCAAACACCGAGAGGACAGUCUGGACCAUUUGCGACCCCACUGCCAAGAGGAUUUGGUGUCACGCCUAAUGCAGCUGUAAUACCCCAUACACCCAACUAUCCUCCACAACAAACUCCUAACUAUGGACAACAGCGCACUCCAAGCAGUUUCACUCCUCGUAAUCGAACACCUGUGACCUGGGGUCAUCCUCCAGCAGCUGUGCCAAAUAGAACACCAAGUGGUGGAGGAAACAUUGCUGCUACCGAUUGGGGAAAAGCUGCAGAAGAAUGGGCAAGGAAAAAAGUAUCUAAGUCGACUCCUAGAAUGACCCCUUCGGGUACACCCAGGGGACCUAGAACACCUGCAGGAAGUUACAAAGGUACACCGAGGACACCAACCCACCACACACCUCGUGGAGGCGGCACACCUGUGUGAUUGGUUCCCAGCUUUCUCAAUCAUGUAAUUCGAGUUAAUCUGCUGUCAAAAUGUUGAAAAUACAAAUUCCUGUAUUUAUUAUACAGCAUUUGCUAUAUCUCUUCCGAAAUUGAGACGAGUGGCAUACUGUUCAAUUGUAUAUCAUACAAGCUCUCAAUUCAUACUAUGAAAUCUUUGUUUGUUUACCAAGUAGGUCGUAGGGUGAACACUUGACAGUUUAUUUAUUUCCUAUGUACAGCAUAUUUUUGCAACUCUUCUGAAGAUGAACAGAGUUGUAUGUUUGAGUUGGUGAAUUAUGUUUUUAUACCAUAUUUUGUGUCAAUGUCUCAUUUUGUGAGUAAUUCCAAUUUUAAAAAUAACAUGAUAUCUGUUACCAGGGAAA